Messenger RNA from Mycena indigotica, 1137 nucleotides. RefSeq lists its product as uncharacterized. The transcript is spliced from 9 exons. NCBI's taxonomy places the organism in Eukaryota, Fungi, Basidiomycota, Agaricomycetes, Agaricales, Mycenaceae. Bases 1 to 1137 code for a protein of 378 amino acids. The record is from RefSeq and is a predicted model, not a curated record.
AUGGGCAAACGAAACAUCCGCGGCGACCUGAACCUCUCCCGCCUCACCCCCAUGUUCCCCGUCACCUCGAGUCGCUCGGCAGCCUACGUCCUUGGUCCCCAGCUUACGGGUGCAUGCAUUGGCGCGCUCCUUACAGGCGUUAUCGCGCACCAGUUUUCCCGGUACAUCGUGCGCUACCCUGCCGAGCGCCGUGGGCUCCGGGCGUAUGUCGGCCUGCUCAUGCUGGGUACCGUGGCAACGACAGUUCUGGACUUCCUCGGCUCGUGGCAGAAGAUCGUCCUCGGCGCAGUGUUCUUCGGGACGCCGGACAUACAAAUCACUGGGUCCAACUCCAUGCUUCCCGCAUUCUUAGCGAUAUACGUCCAGAGCUUUUAUCUACACAGACUAUACCGGCUGUCGAACCGCAACUGGCCGCUCGUCGGCCUCCUCACGGGCCUCCUCGUUCUCGCGUUCUCCUUCAGCAUCGCCGCAGUCAGUGGGCGUCUAACUCCGACGGCGAUGGCUGCAGCUGAUAAUGCGAAGAGUUUACGCCUCUACAACCUGCAUCUUGCAUUUAUCCUUGUGGGCGACUUUUUGCUCACACUCACAACGGUAGGAUACCUGAUCUACUACCGCAAGCGCGUCCUCCCGCGCGGCGCCUCGCUGAUGACCACGCUCAUCCGCGUGACGUUCCAGUCCGCGGCGCCUGCCACUUGCUGCGUGAUCGUCGAGUUCGCCAUCUCCAUCAGUUUCCCAAACCCCGCGUAUGCACCGGUGGCCCGCGUCUCCGCUGCCGUCGGCACGAACAUGGCGCUGUCCAAGCUGUGGGCGGUGUCCCUGCUCGGCACGCUCAAUUCGCGACCUGCCGCAGAGCCGCGGAAGGAUGCGAGCGACACGUCAGUUGGGUGGCAGAGCCUCGGUGUCGUCGGCCGCCGCAGUCGAAGCAGCAGCGCGGCAAGUGCGAAAAAGGACUUUCGUCUUGAAAUACGGACGCAUACGACGUCCUCGGUUGUACGCGAUCCGGUCGUGCAAGUUUCAUCGCCACCGGCAAUGCCAGCCGCAGAGAGUCCGGAUAGCAGUCCGGCAAGGCGAUUGGUUGUGUUACCUGGGCCACCGGUGCAAGGCCCGGGCGAGCGGGAGUGGGCGAGCUGGGAGUGA